UUGAUAGUUCAAAUACCCGAAGGAAGGAAAAACUCCAAACAUAUAGUAACAAUUAGCUAGGUAGAAAAGAUCGGGUAAGGUCAGCGUCGACCUGUUUUUAACAGAAAUAACACCAUAUUAUGCCGUUGGUGUCUCAUAGCAAGAUUUGUGCUCAAAUAACUCUGUCCUUCGUGUCAUGUUUAAAUUUUACAAGCUGGGGAUGUAAUCAAUAAAAUACAAUGUCUAUUUCAAUUCCGCAUUACAGCGCAAACCAAGUAUACCAUCGAGAAGUGCAACACUCGGCCCGAAAGAUAUGUCAAUGUAGCCGACGACAGCCGAAGAGUUGUCAACUUGCGAGAAACGAGAACACAUAUCGAUGCGGAAAGGAGAUAUCUUUUACGGAUCGUAUGACACAAUUCUAUGAUUUUCCACUACAACUAGAAGAUUUUCAGAAACAGGAGUUACACGGCUCGCAAGACCAAGUAGCAGUAGCAGGCAGCGAGAUAAAACCAUUUCUAUCCCAGUAUACAUACUACAGAUUGGUGAUUUGGGUACAUUCACUCGCCCUUUUUUACUAGACUUCAAAAAGAAGAUUAUUGUCAAUUCGUCUGUAUUUUUGUAGCAUGUUUUACUGAAUUACAAAAAAACAAGCUAAUGUAUAUGUUAAAAUUAAUAAAAAAGCGGACCCAUCGGCAAGUAAAACCUUUCGAUCGAAAAAAAACGGUGUAACAGAGGCGGAGCUGUGCACACAUAAAAAUGCGGACAAAUUGAUAACCUCCUUCUCUUUGAAGUCAGCUAAAAGUCGAAGAAAAACAUGAUUUUAAACAAAUAUGCAUUUUUUUAAUUCUCUCUUCCAUUUUACUUAGCGAUUUAUCUGUUACUUGUCCGAUAGUAUAUUGUCAUCCCACUCAUUUUUCUAAAAAAGAAAAAAUAGAAAUAAGGAAAUUUUCGGAAAUCGUAAUUCACGCUUUUUGGAUAUCGAAUUACGUAACGGAUUCAGUCGUAAUUUGUACUUUUCGUAUACUUCACAUUUUAAAAUGACUUUGUGUUAACAUCAUAAACAUUAAUGCUAGUUCUAUUCGCAUAAAUCUAAAUUUUCUUUGUGAAACAAUCACGACUUAGGCUGAAAUUUAUAGCCAGUACUUAGACUUUGCUUAGACUUCUCAGAAUCAAAUUUAUAGUAGUUAUGGGUUAAGCAUAUGCUAAGCCAGAGCUAAGACAAAUUUUGACAGUGUUUUUAUUCGCAUAUAUAUUUUUGGUGAUUCAAAAAUAAAUAUUGAUAUUUACAAAAUUUUACUUUUUGUAAUACAUGAUUCCUAUAUAAUUAAACUUAAUUAUUUUAUCGAAUAGUUGUUUAUUUUGAAUUUACUAUCUAUAUUAUGAGCAAAGCCACGAAAUGGCGCUUGUAUGGGUUGGUAAUCGGUAGAACUGAACAAGAUUAUUUGACUUGACAAUGUAGCUAGCGAUUCUGACAUACGACGCAUUUCUCCUGGAUUUUGGCUUAACUGCCUGAACAUUUGAAGAUUUUAUCCUUUUACGUUGACCCUGGCACGAUCUUAAGGACUCUCGAUACUUUAUCAUACAUUUGGUUUUGGCUUACGAACUAAAAAGGAUUUUCCGAUGGAUAGAUUGGAUUUCGUCAACAACAAAUAACAAAUAUUGCUUAGAACAUCGGCUCGGUGGGUACAUAUGAUAAUCAAAGAUAUCAGACAUUGUAUACUGAAGAAGACACGUAUGUGAAUUAUGUUUAACGCUCAUCAACUCUGUACUAAUUUUCUCUUUUCUAAUAUAGAAUGUUUGUGGCGAUUUAUUGAGCUUAAACUAUCUACAACGUGCAUCAUCAUAAACAAAGUUUCAAGAGAAUUGGCUCAACUUUAAGCGCAAUUUAUACGUUUUCCGUCACAUCUACAGACUGUAAUAAGCAAAUUCGAAGAAUUUGGUAGUACUACCAACAAUACGGCCUGUAAAAUAUAAUUCUUGUUAAUACAAAUAUUUCUUCUUAAAUAUUCGAAAUACGGUUUUUAUUUUUUUCCUUUUAUCGCUAAAAUCCGUGUCCGUAAGCAAAAUCGAAGUCCAAGGGAAGUACAAAGUCUUUGGAAACGGAGUGGUCAUCAGAUAGAUCCAGAAUAUACACAAAAAGGUUCAAAGAACACACGUACUCCAUACUAACCAUAACAAGUAAACUCCUUCAAAUCAAAUCAUCAAAUUUUUCUGCUAUAUCAAUUAAUUUUACCAUAUCAUAAAAAAUAGUAGUCGAGAAACACGUAAGUUUUCGGCAAAUCAACUAUUUUGAUGACUUAGCAUUUGCCAAGCUCGUGCUUGACAUUAAUAGAUAUUAAUAGACAUAUGCUUAGCAAAUGCUUAGCAUAUGUCUACCAAUGGCAAACUCGUAAGAUAAGUCAAAGCAAAGUCUGAGUGACGUCUACAAAUUUCAGCCUAAGACUAGCAUAACAAAAGUAGUAAAACAACGUGGGAAUGUAAGCAAUGUUUUGUUGCAUUACAUGUUCCUGAGGGUUUUGAAUAAUAUGAA
Messenger RNA from Papilio xuthus (Asian swallowtail), 2509 nucleotides. RefSeq lists its product as uncharacterized. The transcript is spliced from 3 exons. NCBI's taxonomy places the organism in Eukaryota, Metazoa, Arthropoda, Insecta, Lepidoptera, Papilionidae. Bases 219 to 557 code for a protein of 112 amino acids. The record is from RefSeq and is a predicted model, not a curated record.